Molecule: messenger RNA, 708 nt
Organism: Postia placenta MAD-698-R-SB12
Lineage: Eukaryota; Fungi; Basidiomycota; Agaricomycetes; Polyporales; Adustoporiaceae
Exons: 3
Coding region: 1-708 (235 amino acids)
Biological process (GO): alcohol metabolic process
Molecular function (GO): alcohol dehydrogenase (NADP+) activity; zinc ion binding
Source: RefSeq, a predicted model, not a curated record
AUGUCGCCCGAAAUCGAAUUCAAAGGUUACGCUCUCACCGAACGGUGUGAAUGGAACGAUCUGAAGCUCAUAUCAUUCCAGCCCAAAACAUUCCAACCAGAGGACGUUGAGAUCGCUAUCACUCACUGCGGUGUAUGCGGCUCGGACGUGCACACUUUGACUCAAGGCUGGGGCGAGUCCAAGUUUCCCCUCGUUGCUGGUCACGAAAUUGUCGGCCACGUUACCCGCGUGGGUGACAAAGUGACUGAAUUCAAGCCUGGAGACCGUGUUGGAGUUGGCGCGCAAAUUGGCUCCUGCCUUCAAUGCCGCGCUUGCAAGACCGACUAUGAGAAUUACUGCCCGAAGAGCAUCGAAACCUACAAUGGCGAGUAUGAUGAUGGCGUUGUCACCCAAGGCGGGUACUCAACUGCAAUCCGUGCGCAUGAGCGUUUUGUAUUCCCAAUUCCUAAGGGGAUCGAGUCCGCGCACGCCUCAUCUAUGCUAUGUGCAGGCCUGACAGUCUACUCGCCAUUGAGGACGCAUGGGGCUGGUCCAGGCAAGAAGGUUGGCGUUAUCGGCAUCGGUGGCCUCGGUCACUAUGCUGUCUUGUUCGCCAAGGCCAUGGGCGCGGAGGUGUACGCGUUCACUCACGACAAGAGCAAGAUCGAUGAUAUCAAAGAGAUGGGUGCCGACCACGUCAUAGAUACGACGGAGUCGGUGUGUUCUUAG